Messenger RNA from Mycena citricolor, 1179 nucleotides. NCBI's taxonomy places the organism in Eukaryota, Fungi, Basidiomycota, Agaricomycetes, Agaricales, Mycenaceae. The record is from the annotation of a GenBank genome assembly.
AUGGCUGGUCCGGGGCAAGAGAGACUGGACGAUGCACGUCGAAACGAAGACUUUCACAAGCAAGCAGCCGCGCACGCGCGAGGCAAGACCGUCGAUUUUGAAGAGGAGCGCCACCGUUUACAACAGUUCAUCUUGGAGAGUCAGCGCAAGAUUGCAGAGUUGGAGCGUGGUGAAGCGGAUUUACAUGGCCAGAUCAUGGAUGAUCAAGACCAACUGCAAAAAUUGGCGGGAGAGGCAGCCGAUGCUAGGCAAGUCCACGACAACGAUGUCCGCGCCCUUCACAAUCAGAUUCACGCUCGAGAAGAGGAAGUGGAGCAACUUCGACAAACGAUCAGGAGGAAUGCGCGUUCGAAACUCCCACUCGAUCCUGCACCCGUUCCCGCUAGUGCUGGACCAUCGCGGCCAACUGUAGACUUGGCUAUCGCGGAUGUUGCGAAAUCGUUGGACGUCGAUGCUGAUGUGCUCUCCAAGUUAAUGGGAGUAAUGGAACUGGUGAAUAAUGGACGUGCCCGUGUGAUGAUUGGUUCGACAAACGGUGGAGGGAAACAGAGUAAGCGCAAAGCGCAGGAGAAAGCGGCCGUUGCUCCCCAAACAGGUGAUCUAGUGAAAAAGGCACAUGCCAUGAUGCGCCAGGUGACCUAUCAAAGAUUCGGCUGCGAGCAGGCCACAGACUUCAUCUUCCACACGCCUGCAACGGAGGAAGAAGUGGAAGCUUUCGCCAACGAUGACCAAGCCUGCAUCCGCAAAUGGCAGUUUGACUUCAGCGAGGGAUAUACCAGCUCCGCUUGGAAUAUGGCAGGUCUCAUUCAGCGCGAGUUCCUCGCGUACAUCGCUGCUGAGCAACUCGCCCGAUACCGCGGCAAUUGGAAGCAGUUCCAACCGAAGUGGGACCCGAGUAAGGAUCGUAUGGAGACCAGGGCUGAAGCGAUUGCCCGUGGCCAAGUCAUCUUGUUCCAGCGUCGGAUGUCGUCCAAGACGAUAAAUGCUCAACACGAUAAAUACAACCAUUGUCACAACACCGUUCAGUCGACGAUCACCCUGAAGGAAGAGGAUGGUGCAAACAAUCUUGCGACUUGGAAGAGGAUGUUGGAUCUCUUGGUGUUGCUUGGUGCGAAUGGAAUGUCUGAGGAGGAGGAGAGACCCCGCAACCCACAUGGGAUCCAAGAUUCGGACGUAUAA